ACAAGACAGAGAUUUCAAUCCCUAUCUAAGACAAAGGAAGAUUGCUACAAAAUCUCACUAUUUACACAACCACCACAUCUGCAACAUACAGACAAGAGACCAACAAGCAAGAAAAGUGGAGAAAUAGACUGACUGGGAAGACAGAAAUCAAGUGGGAGUGGUAUGAUGUGGUGAUAUGGCUCUAGAUAUGGAGAGGACGGUCUCAAAAAUCAUGUUUGACUUCCAGAGGAACUCUACCUCUGACGAUGACUCCGGCUGUGCAUUGGAGGAGUAUGCAUGGGUGCCACCCGGCCUCAAACCUGAACAGGUUCAUCAGUACUACAGUUUUUUUCCGGAGGAUAAAGUUCCCUAUGUGAACAGCAUUGGUGAAAAGCAUCGAAUUAAGCAAUUGCUUCAACAGCUUCCACCACAUGACAAUGAGGUUCGGUAUUGUACCUCCCUGGAUGAAGAGGCAAAGCGGGAACUAAAAAUUUUCAGUAACCAGCGAAAGCGAGAUAAUCUAGGCAGAGGCACAGUCCGCCCUCUACCCCUCACCAUAACUGGAGCUAUAUGUGAACAGUGUGGAGGUCAAAUCAAUGGUGGUGAUAUUGCGGUGUUUGCAUCACGGCUUGGCCAUGGCCUGUGUUGGCACCCUCACUGCUUUGUGUGCUGCAUGUGUGCUGAGCUGUUGGUGGAUCUCAUAUACUUCCACCAGGAUGGCAAGAUCUACUGUGGCCGGCACCAUGCUGAACGACUCAAGCCGCGUUGCUCGGCCUGUGAUGAGAUUAUCUUUGCGGAUGAGUGCACAGAAGCAGAGGGGAGACAUUGGCAUAUGAAACACUUCUGCUGUUAUGAGUGUGCGGCUCCACUAGGGGGCCAGCGGUACAUUAUGCGCGAAGGCCAUCCUCACUGCUGCGACUGCUUUGAGUCGCUCUAUGCAGAGUGCUGUGACGCCUGUGGAGAGCAUAUAGGUAUAGACCAAGGCCAAAUGGCGUAUGAAGGUCAACACUGGCACGCCACUGAAGAGUGUUUCAGCUGUGCCCGCUGCCACCAGUCUUUGCUGGGAUGUCCCUUCUUGCCGAAGCAAGGUUUGAUCUUCUGUUCACGUCUCUGCAGCCAAGGGGAUGAGCCUGAGUUGUCAGAUUCCUCAGAUUCUGCCUUCCAGAGUGCCCGUUCCAGACAGUCACGCCGCAGUACUCGGAUUGGCAAGGAUGGCACAAAAGGCAAGAGUGAAGGUAUACGACAGACACCAUCUGGCCCUACACCAUCAACCGGUGACCGGCUGUCAGUAGAUGCAGAGCCCCUAGCUGUUCAAAUGGAUCUCCUCAGUGUAUCCAGCCCUGCUCCCAGCCGCACACCUCACCGUACACCGACAAGAACCCCAGGUAGGACGCCAAGUCGGUCUCCGAGUCUGAAUUGCGAGCAGACAGUAUGGGUGAACAGGGAUGAACCUUACUCCUCCUACGAGUCUCAACCAAGAGAUUCCUCCACACCUCCAAAUCCCCUUCAGCUACGGAGCCAGUGUAGCAUCCAUAGUGCUUACCCUUCUUCUCCCAACCAGCCACCCAAGGUAGUGAGCAAUCCUGAGUCAUGGUCCAAAGAACCACCCGGGGGUAAUUCCAAAAAGCCUCCAGUCAUAGCUGCUCUGAGAGGUCACUCUUUCAAUGAGAACUGGAUGCAUCAUGGCCAGGAAUCUGAAUUCCAUCCUCCUAAGCUCAAAACACAAAUGAGCUUUAAUGAGGUACCAAGCCAUAAUUCAAAAUUUUCGGACAAGCGCAGUAUCAGCGUGCAAGGUUUCCCUCGAGAGAUGCGUCCUCCAUUGCUGAGAAGAAAACACCAAUUUGGGCCAAGCUUUGGUGAGCUUACACCUCUAGAACAAACACCCCGUGGUUCUGCUGAUUCACUGGCCCUGUCCUAUGCUACAGGAAACUCGUUGGAUGGGACCAACAGGCGUCAGGAACACCUCUCUCGAUUUUCUAUGCCUGACCUAAGUAAAGACUCUGGGGUAAUUGUUUCUGAGAAGGGCACUAUGGGUACUUUGAACUCGUCUAUGCAGUUCCGCAGCACUGAGUCCCUGAGUUCUGUCUCGAGACCUCUUGCUGAAAUUGGCAUGCCUGUCAGACUAAGGUACCCACCUCCACUAUACUGGGAUUCUCCCAGAGGGCUAAGUUAUGAGGAACCAGUCAAGGGUCGCAUCGGUCUGGCAGGAAGCAUGUCCUGUAUGCAGGAAGGUAAUGCCCAAGCAAUGACACCACGACCAAGACGCGCUAAAACACAAGAUUCUCCUCGACAGCAACGACAGAGAGAACGGCACCACCGCAAAAGUCACAAGGCUCACAAAUAUCAUUAUCGCUCCCGUCGCUCUCGAUCAGACAAUGCCUUGCAUUUAGCCACCGAAAAUCCGAGUUUCCCAGGGGACCCCAUUCAGAGAUUUUGCGAUGACUUUGAGCAACCGUCAUCCUCGAGAGUGCCACACAAUCUCUUUGGAGCAAAUUAUGGGUAUCGACAGCAGUUCUUUAGGCCAUGUCCUCGAACCACCUCUGACCUCACCCUGCAGGACCCAGGUGGUCCACAAAUGAGGCAGUAUAUGGGAAGGUAUGGUGAAACAAUUGAGGAUGAAGAUCAGUUUUGUUCUACCUGUUCUUCUUCUUCAGAGGUGUCUGAUGAUGAAGCUUACUUUUUGGGUGAAGGCAUUCCACGGCCGGUGCAGCUGCGAUACUUUGACAAUGAGGAACUGCGACACCGUUAUAGUCCAACAAUGACGGGUGGGCACACCCAGUUACAUACACGCAAACGACGGAAGAGCAAGAACUGCAUCAUAUCAUAAGCAAAUGAUAAUGUGAGGAUCUGAGUGUUUACGUGUGAGUGGGUGUAUGUAUUUGUACUAAAAUAUCCAACUUAAUGGGUUGUAAUCCUAUUUAAGCAUGAUCCAGUCAUCACACAAAGUUAUAGAUCAUGAAUUCUGACCUGAAAUCAUGUAUUUACAAUGAAUGAAGAUGGCACUAUGAUAAAAAUAAUUAACUUGUAGUUAUUUGAUUAUUACAUUAAAUCUUAUAUAUAGCUAAUGAUAUGAUUUUUUCUUUAUGUAGAGACCUGUGCAAUAACAAUCUGCAGUGAUACUUUAGUUUGGGUUGAGGAAAGGACUCCAUGUGCACUUAUCCGUUCAGAAUUAGGAUAUGGAUUUUUAUCUUGCUUACUCUAAAAUGUCUUACAUUCAUUAAGUUUAAAUAUCUGCGCUUCUCUUGUGAAGAAUACAGGAUUUCUGCUCAGCAUAUACUAAAUAACUUCUAGAGCAUAAAAAAUCUGAUUACAAUGCUGUUCUGAGAUUACUUGUAUGUGAGUAUAAUAUAAGUCAAGCCUUCCUCACUUUCUCUUUGUUUUUGUUUCUUAAUUUUUUUGUAUAAUUUUGUGGCAAUACGGUUUACUAUAAUCCCCAUGUUGCUUACUGUUCUAAUAGUUAUAAAAAUCUCCCUUAUAUGCGCUCUUCAUCAUUUUCAACUUGUUUUAUUAAUGUCACUUUAAACUUAAACAUUUUGAAAUGUUUAUCUUUAUGUUGGGCAAUGUUGGGUAUAGUUCUGUUUUCAAUGCAAUAUACUGUCUUUUCCAAAGUCAUAUACGUAAAGAUGAUUGAACCAAUAUUAUCUUAAAAUUAAAUGUUCCUAAUGAUUUGAAAAAAAGACUAUAUACAAUUAAUGUAGUAUUGUAAAUGUUUUGUAAAUAAUGUCUUAAAUAUUUCUAUAUUUUGUAUCUUCAGAUGCAUUAUUUGUAUCAUAUUGUAGAGUGUAGAAAUCUACGGUGAUUGCAUGUG
This is a messenger RNA of Xyrauchen texanus (razorback sucker), 3787 nucleotides long. Its product is annotated as prickle-like protein 2. Gene Ontology annotation, molecular function: zinc ion binding. Lineage: Eukaryota; Metazoa; Chordata; Actinopteri; Cypriniformes; Catostomidae. The coding region runs from base 176 to 2806 and encodes 876 amino acids. The record is from RefSeq and is a predicted model, not a curated record. The transcript has 8 exons.